Molecule: messenger RNA, 620 nt
Organism: Drosophila albomicans
Lineage: Eukaryota; Metazoa; Arthropoda; Insecta; Diptera; Drosophilidae
Product: probable RNA-binding protein EIF1AD
Exons: 2
Coding region: 130-609 (159 amino acids)
Biological process (GO): translational initiation
Cellular component (GO): nucleus
Molecular function (GO): RNA binding; translation initiation factor activity
Source: RefSeq, a predicted model, not a curated record
GUGUUACCAAACUGUUUUUUUAGUAUAUUUGAAAAUUCGCUAUGCGGUCACACACGCUUGAUUGUUUGGCAAACUGGCGGGCCACACCACAACAAUAAUAAUAAUAAACAAAACGUUGAAAUUAUUAAAAUGUCACAUCCGAAUACAACGCGACGCAAGCAUGUGCUCAAGGAGAUGAUGGAGGACGACUACUCGCUGCCCACAGAGCAGCAGCAAAUUGUGCGAGUCAUCAGCAGUCGCGGCAACAAUUUACACGAGGUCGAGGCGCCUUCACCGGACGCCGAAAACUUUCUGGUUUCCAUGCCCAACAAGUUUCGCAAGAAUGUGUGGGUCAAGCGCGGCGAUUACAUUCUCGUGGAGCCCAUCGAGGAGGGCGACAAAGUCAAGGCAGAGAUCUGCAAGAUUCUCACUCCCGAGCACAUUAAAGAGUACACAAAAGCGGGCAUUUGGCCAGAGCGAUUUACUAAGAAAUCAGCCGGAUUACCCGUAAGCAAUGCUUCAGAUAGCGAUUCAGAUGACUCCUUGCCGCCCAACACAAAUCGUCCUGCCCACCAACAAGAAGACGAAGAAACUGAGUCGGAUUCGGACUCUGAAGAUUCAAGCGAUUGAAGACUAGUAGU